Messenger RNA from Capsella rubella, 249 nucleotides. RefSeq names its product defensin-like protein 78. The transcript has 2 exons. The record is from RefSeq and is a predicted model, not a curated record. Lineage: Eukaryota; Viridiplantae; Streptophyta; Magnoliopsida; Brassicales; Brassicaceae.
AUGGCAAACAAGAACAUGGUGUCGAUGAUUGUUCUUGUUCUCAUCCUUUUAAUUUCAGGAUCAGAAGCAAGAGCUGAAAUAUACGACCCGAUGUGUCCCGGAGUAUGAGGAUCUUUUGUUACACCCGACUGCAAUGGACUUUGCCAUGAGUUAGGGUUUCCUGGAGGCUAUUGUAAAAAAGGAAACACAUGUUGCUGCAAGAAGAAGAAAACCUUUGGACCUCUUCAUGUUCCAGCUAGUACUGCUUGA